AUGUCACGACGUGGACGAGGACGAGGACGAGCUAGCAGUACCAACCCCGACUUCCUCUGGGUCAACCGGACACCAGAUUCGGAGAGACUGUCGGCAACUCGACAGGAACGGGAUGAGCUUCGAACGAUUACUAGCCACGCCCGACAAUGGCGCGCCGCCUUACGACGCCAGCAACGACUCUACAGCGCUCAAACACAAGCAACGCACGCACAAAGCAUUGUGGGGUGGGGGAGGCAGGGCACCGUGUCCGAGACGAGUUCCGCCGAGACCUCGGCCGCUCCAUCACCAGCAGCCAUGACGCAGAUCAGCGGCAACAGCACAGACCCCUUCAGCUACCUCGAGGCGCCGGACGAUGCUUGGUGGUCGCACAAUGCCUUCCAAUUCGCGGUGGAGAGCUGGCUCCCGUCUGUCUUCCGAGACUUGGAAGUGCUGGACGAAGCAAUGCCUGGAUCGGAUUCCUGCCUUGCAACGAUCGACCGCAUCGUGCGAGGCUGUCUGGAGAACAGGAUGCAUAUGUUCUCUCUCCUUGCCGCGAGUAGUGGGUUUAUGAAGUACAUUCUGAGACUACAACUUGACCGGCACGACACGCCCGAAUUCUGCAUGGGCAAGGCUCUGCAACACCUACGGCACCAUCUGGCGGGGAGCAAUCUCCUGCCGAACGAGAGUCUCAUAUUUGAUCUAAAGGCACUGUCGACCUUUGAACGAUAUGUCAACAACUUUGAAGGAGCCCGAACGCACUUACGGAUGGUUCAGCACCUUGUUCAGUCACUCGGUGGGCUGGAGGCGAUGGAACCACCGAUGCGACUGCUAUGUUGGCUAUGGGAUCUGCUAGUUGCGGGUGGUGCUGAAGAAACUCCGCUGCUGGCACUCACGUGGGAUCCAGGUUCAUUUCCACAAGAACGCAUAGAGAACGAGAUACUUCCAGACCUGGCGCAAAGUGGAAUCAUGCCAAGUGGCUCUGGGCUGCUUGAGUACGGGCCGCUCGUGCAUCAAGAAUUAACCCCAAUCAUCGGCGACACCGUUCAAUGGUUCCAGGUCCAGCAGUACAACUACAUCCACAACUUUACCAGAUCCUCCGCCGAACAAUGGGCCACAGAACGAUCAUACGCCCUUGUCCAUCGCUUGCUUUCAAUCACACCAAGUCCGCCGAGCGAUCUACCUCAAGGCAUGCUUUCCGAAUGCAUCAGGCAGAUUAUUCUGAACGUGAUCGCCGACAUGGAGACUGCACGAAGGUCUCGAGCCGUUACAAGCUCACUCAGAGAUCCCACGACUUCCUCGUGGUCAGACGUCAAUCGCCUAUACCACUCUCUCAAGAUGAUGAUCCAGUCGGGAGAAGACUGGAAGACUCAACACCGAGAACUGGUCCUCUGGAUGGCCUGUCUCGGAGUACAGCAGACAGUGUCAGCGACGAGAACACCACCGACGCAGUCGCUACCGCCCGGUGGGGAAGAAGAUGACCAUCACGCCUGGUUUGUUGCGUUAGCGAGGCAGAUCCUUGACAGUCAGAGGCGAGACGGACCGCCUGCCCAAUACGGCCCAGCGGAUGAGCUGGUGCAGGUCAUGAGCCGCUAUAUCCAUCGCUGUGAACCUUCCGGGAGGCCGAGCGUCGACGGACUCGAAGGGGUGUUCGAGACAUGA
Cladophialophora carrionii CBS 160.54 is the source of this 1638-nucleotide messenger RNA. RefSeq lists its product as uncharacterized. The record is from RefSeq and is a predicted model, not a curated record. The transcript has a single exon. Bases 1 to 1638 code for a protein of 545 amino acids. NCBI's taxonomy places the organism in Eukaryota, Fungi, Ascomycota, Eurotiomycetes, Chaetothyriales, Herpotrichiellaceae.